GAUAAAUGGAUCUCUGGAUCAUCCAGAUCAACCAGAUAUUGAUGCUAUUAAGAUGUUUGUGGGACAAAUCCCACGGUCAUGGUCUGAAGAGCAGCUUCGUGAACUGUUUGAACCCUUUGGAUCAGUCUACGAGAUUAAUAUUUUACGAGACCGGAGCCAAAACCCACCACAGAGCAAAGGUUGUUGUUUUGUAACAUAUUAUACUCGUAAAUCAGCCUUGGAAGCACAGAAUUCUCUACACAACCUGAAGAUCCUGCCUGGGAUGCAUCACCCAAUCCAGAUGAAGCCAGCAGACAGUGAAAAAAGCAACGCAGUAGAGGACAGAAAACUUUUUAUUGGAAUGAUCUCCAAGAAGUGCAAUGAAAACGACAUCCGACUGAUGUUCUCUCCAUAUGGCCAGAUAGAAGAAUGUCGGAUACUUCGAGGCCCUAAUGGACUCAGCCGUGGAUGCGCAUUUGUAACAUUUACAGGUCGACAAAUGGCCCAGUCUGCUAUCAAGUCAAUGCACCAGUCACAGACUCUGGAGGGCUGUUCAUCACCCAUUGUAGUGAAAUUUGCAGAUACUCAGAAGGACAAAGAACAGAAACGCCUGGCUCAACAGCUGCAGCAGAUGCAGCAACUCACUGCCACUUCCAUGUGGGGAAAUUUAUCUGGUUUCCACAAUCUUGGACCACAGUUCCUUGCACUCUACUUACAGUUGUUGCAGCAGUCUACCUUCACAGGAAAUGCACUCAGCAAUUUACACCAAGUUUCAGGUCUGAAUUCCAUGCAGAGUCUGGCAGCUUUAGCUGCUGCAGCAACAGCUACACAGGGCACAACUUCAACUUCCAACAUCAUGACGACAUCUAGUAGUCCAUUAAGUGCACUAACCGGCUCAGGCAUGGCAACAAUAAAUGGCAACCUUUCUUCUGGUGGCUUGUCUCAUGGCUCAGGUAAUACAAUGGAGGCACUGAGCCAAGCCUACUCAGGUAUUCAGCAGUAUGCAGCUGCUGCCCUACCCAACUUCUAUAAUCAGAGCCUACUAUCCCAGCAAAACGUGUCAGCUGCUGGCAGCCAAAAAGAAGGACCAGAGGGAGCAAAUCUUUUCAUUUAUCACCUGCCUCAGGAGUUUGGAGACCAGGACCUGCUGCAGAUGUUUUUACCUUUUGGAAACGUGAUCUCAGCAAAGAUUUUCAUUGACAAACAGACCAACCUUAGCAAAUGUUUUGGCUUUGUGAGCUAUGAUAACCCAGUGUCAUCACAAGCAGCCAUCCAGUCAAUGAACGGUUUCCAGAUCGGUAUGAAAAGACUGAAGGUCCAACUAAAGCGUUCAAAGAAUGAUAGUAAGCCUUACUAGCAUUGUUAAGGCCUAUAGAACAAAUUGUGUUAUAGUAAGUACAUGAAUGAAGAAUUAUUUAUUUGGCAUUUACUGUACUGUUGUUUUCAUUAUAAAAGUACAAAUAAUCACUACAUAGCUCUUAAAGCUUGCUGUGCUGUGAAAGUACAUUAUUUUUUAUACAACAGACAUGAUCAGUUUCUAUACUAAAUUGAUGGUCAUGUUUUGUAGAAUCAUCUUGCUGUAUGAGUUUUUUAAGUCAAAUACAUAAUGUGAUACACAAUGAUUCUUUUCCUGUUUUAUCUGUUAUCUGAAAAGUUUCUCAAUAGCAAACUAUUCAUAAAAAAUUACUUUUUCCCUUUGUAUAGCAGUUAAAUUAUUUACGUUAGGUAUUAUUGAAUGAGUUUUAAAAAUA
Messenger RNA from Xiphophorus maculatus (southern platyfish), 1730 nucleotides. RefSeq names its product CUGBP Elav-like family member 1 (gene celf1). Gene Ontology annotation, cellular component: ribonucleoprotein complex; nucleus; cytoplasm. Gene Ontology annotation, molecular function: mRNA 3'-UTR binding. Bases 53 to 1336 code for a protein of 427 amino acids. Gene Ontology annotation, biological process: regulation of alternative mRNA splicing, via spliceosome; mRNA splice site recognition. The record is from RefSeq and is a predicted model, not a curated record. The transcript is spliced from 11 exons. NCBI's taxonomy places the organism in Eukaryota, Metazoa, Chordata, Actinopteri, Cyprinodontiformes, Poeciliidae.